Molecule: messenger RNA, 2005 nt
Organism: Micromonas pusilla CCMP1545
Lineage: Eukaryota; Viridiplantae; Chlorophyta; Mamiellophyceae; Mamiellales; Mamiellaceae
Product: glycoside hydrolase family 31 protein
Exons: 3
Coding region: 1-1689 (562 amino acids)
Biological process (GO): carbohydrate metabolic process
Molecular function (GO): hydrolase activity, hydrolyzing O-glycosyl compounds
Source: RefSeq, a predicted model, not a curated record
AUGACUUCAGCUUCGGAUGACCUGGUAGAUCUCCCAAUACCGGCUGCUGAACUUACUGUAGAACUAGAUUCUGGAUCUCACUGGUACGGCGGGGCUCACCUCCUUCGCCAGCUAUGGCCGCUAGAACGUGCGAAUUGGGAAGUGGGCCCACUGUAUCCAUUCGAUCAUGGCCCAAAUGGGCUUGGCUCAGUAGUUGGGACGCACUGGGUUAAUAGCCGUGGCUUGCUAGUUGCAGUAGAUCCUGAGACACCGAUGCUGCAUGCAGGUCUAAAUGCCCCGCUAGAACAGCGAUCCACGUUUACACCGAGAUAUUUCGGAGUAGGAGUUCAACACAAAAAAUCUGUCUCUGGCAUGGGUUACUAUGAUAUAUGUGUUCUUCGUGUUGCCGUUAGUGCACACAGUGAUGUGCGGACUGCAACACUUGCAGCUUUGUCUCCACUACAGUCACCACAUCAGAUGCCACCUGCAGUCUUCUUUCAGCGGUCGAUAUGGACAACCUGGGCAACUUCACACGCAGAUAUUACUCAAUCGGACACAGUAGCACUUGCUGAAGCAGUUAUUCAGAAUGGGUUUCAACCAGGUGUCCUUGAAAUAGACGAUCGAUGGCAGUCACGAUAUGGAGAUCUUAAGUUCGACUCGUUGAAGUUUCCACACCCCAAGCAAAUGAUUGAACAACUUCAUGAACUUGGUUUCUUGGUAACUUUAUGGGUCAUGCCAUUUUUGCAGGAAUCAUCAUCUGCCUGCUCAGAGGCAAAAAGACUUGGAUAUCUCGUUGACGGGGGGAAACCUCCGAGCAUCCUGCGAUGGUGGGGAACCCAACCAGUGCGGGCCAUCGACUUGACAAAUGACGAAGCUGUUGAAUGGUUUGUACGUCGUUUGCAAAAGCUUCAACUUGAAAUCGGUGUUGAUGGCUUCAAGUUCGAUGCCGGCGAGCCAUGUUUUCUGCCUAAAGGCGCCCUCACUCGACGGCAACUUAGAUAUCCUGGGGAGUACACUCAGCUUUGGGUUCAUAAAGUUGCUAGUUGUUUUCCUCUUUCUGAAGUGCGAAGCUCAAUGUGGACUUCUGGCUACGGUGGAUUGGUUCGAAUGGGUGAUCGUGAUACCGUGUGGGGUGUUGAAAACGGCUUGCAGUCCCUCAUUCCAGCCUUAUUAACAUCCGCUGUUCUAGGAUACCCAUUCACCCUACCAGAUAUGGUUGGUGGAAAUGCAUAUUGGGGACAAUUUCCCGAUACUGAGUUAAUGAUUCGUUGGGCGCAGGCGAGUGUUUUGAUGCCGGUUGUUCAGUGGUCAAUUCCGCCAUGGAAGGUCAGCAUCGAGGCAAAGGAGGCGUGUUUUGCAGCACAACGGAUACGUGAGAAGGUACUUCUUCCUAGAAUAGAAAAACUUGCAGCGAGUGCAGCAACGAGCCUGCUUCCAAUUUGCCGACCAAUAUGGUGGCUUGACCCUUUGGAUCCCGAAACAUUUUGUAUUGACGACCAGUUUGCUAUUGGUGUUGAUGUGGUGGUUGCACCUGUUGUGCAGCAGGGUGCGCGCGAGCGAAGAGUGUAUCUACCACGUGGGCAAUGGCUUGAGUGGAGGGAUAUUGCAGGGAUCGAUCAUUGCCAACCACACACGGGGCCUUGUUGGAUUGUCGUCGAAGCUCCUUUGCAGAAGCUGCCCAUUUUUGUUUUAGUCCACUCAGACAAUUAGUAUUUGGGCUACUGUACAGUACACGUGUACACGUACGUGUACACGUACAUGUACCAAAAGUACAGAUAGAGAGCUAAACUACAAGUGUACUUCCGUACUUCCGAAGAACUUUCGUACGAAAGUCCGUAUAGAAUACUUCCGAAAGUACACAACUACAGUACACAUACAGUACAACAUUUAUCAAUUGUGGUACAGUAUUUGAGUAGAGUGUGUGUAGCUGUGUACGUGUAGAUACUAGCUAGCUACGUAGCUAGUAGCUAUCAGCAGGGGAUAACUUUUAAUAGUAAAUAAAUAUUUUACUUAGUUUUUCGAAAGU